GGAUGAGAGCGCCGCUCUAGCCCGCGCGCGUCGUUGGUGCGGCCUCUCCGGCUCCGAAGCGGGGAAGCGGCGCCUGCGAGCUCGUCGAGGCCGGUUGCCGCUGUUGCCUGUGGGCCUCCCCACCCCUUACCCCCGAGCGCCUCGCCAUGUCCGCCAGCGCCGUCUACGUGCUGGACCUCAAAGGGAAGGUGAGCCUCCCUGGGCAGGAGCAGUCUACCCGCCUCCGCCUGACAGGAAAAAGCGGGGGGGGGAGGGGCCGGGGAGGGGGGGUCCCUUGAGUGGGGGGGGGUCCAGUGGGCCUUCCCCCCCCAAGGGAUGAGCAGAGGAAAAGGGAAUAAUAAUAAUCAUAAUAAUAAUAAUAAUUAUACCCUGCUGAUCUGGUUGGGUUUCCCCAGCCACCCUACAAAACACUAAAAUACAAAAACCUAUUAAACGUUAAAAGCUUCCCUGAUCAGGGCUGCCUUCAGAUGUCUUCUAAAAGUCUGGUAGUUGUUUAUUUCCUUGACAUCUGACGGGAGGGCGCCACCACUGAGAAGGCCCUCUGCCUGGUUCCCUGUAGCCUCACUUCUUGCAAUGAGGGAACCGCCAGAAGGCCCUCGGAUCUGGACCUCAGUGUCCGGGCUGGACGAUGGGGGUGGAGGCGCUCCCUCAGGUAUACUUUACCGAGGAAUGGAGCCUCCCUAGCCAAAAGCAGCCCACCUGGCUAGGACUCAGAAGGCAGCCCUGUCACGUCUGAAAGGCUUGACGUUUGGUUACUUUUUUAUGUAUAUACAUAAGCCACCCAGAGUGACAGAUGACAGAUGGGCGGGUUGAAAUGAUAAAAUUAGGAUGAUACGGGGUCGGAAGCUGCCCCAGGGUGGCUGGGGUAUAAAUUAUAAUAAAAUAGUAUCAAUAUUAUAAUAUCAGUACAGUGGUACCUCGGGUUACAGACGCUUCAGGUUACAUACGCUUCAGGUUACAGACUACGCUAACCCAGAAAUAGUGCUUCAGGUUAAGAACUUUGCUUCAGGAUAAGAUCAGAAAUCGUGCUCUGGCAGCACGGCAGCAGCAGGAGGCCCCAUUAGCUAAAGUGGUGCUUCAGGUUAAGAACAGUUUCAGGUUAAGAACGGACCUCCAGAACGAAUUAAGUACUUAACCCGAGGUACCACUGUAAUGGCACCCACCAGAUGUCAAAGAGAAAAACAGCUACCAGACUUUUAGAAGACAUCUGAAGGCAGCCCUGUUCAGGGAAGCUUUUAAUGUGUGAUAGAUUAUUGUAUUUUAAUAUUCUGUUGGAAGCCACCUAGAGUGGCUGGGGAAACCCAGCCAGAUGGGCGGGGUAUAAAUAAAGAAAUAAUAAUUAGAGACCAGGGAGUUAGCUGGAUGGGGUACCAGUGCUAGUAUGGAUACUAAUACUAAUUAUUAUUUUUAUUAUUGACAACCAGUCAUCCAGCUGGGGGUAUGAAUACUAAUAUUAAUUAUUAUUAUUAUUAGAGACCAGGGAGCUAGCUGGGUGAGGAGCAGAUCCCCACCUCCCCUCCCAGAGAAACGUCCUUUUGCAAAAGGAGCACCGCAGCCUGCAGAUUUCUGGCUCUGGCUCCUUCCCAAAGCAGGAAGCCAGUGGUUUCCUUCUGGGCCUCGGACGUAGGUGCGGGGGUGGUGCUUCUGGAGGGGACGGUUCCUGGGUGUGACGGAACAGUGGCAACGUCUUGCUUUAGACUUCCGUUUCAGCUGCUAAAGAUUCUCUCUUUUUCCUCUCUCUCUCUGCCCCAAACCACCCCACACGCUCCUGCCGAUUCCAGGUCCUCAUCUGCAGAAAUUACCGCGGAGAUGUGGACAUGUCAGAAGUCGAGCAUUUCAUGCCGAUCCUCAUGGAGAAGGAAGAAGAAGGGACUCUGUCUCCCAUCCUGGCCCACGGAGGCGUCCGAUUUAUGUGGAUCAAACACAACAACUUAUAUCGUAUCCUUUGCCAAAGCAAAACAUGCAUUUCCAAGUUCUUCUGCUUGGAGGGCUGCUUCACGAUACAAGGCAGAUGGUUGCUAUGAAGGAGGUGGGCCUUCUCCGUGGCGGCCCCCACCUUCCCGAAUUCCCCUUUUUAUAAGAAUUCCAAGAUCCCAAAUAUAAAAUACCGUAUUUUUCCAUGUAGAACACCCCCCUACUUGUAGUAACUUGUAGUUACUUGUAUAUUUUGUGAGAUGUGUUGUACGAUAUAUACAUCAUUUUGAAGCGGCUUGUUUGUAUAUUUUGAAUGACUUAAUAACUGAUUACCAUAUUUUUCGCCCUAUGGGGCGCACUGGCCCAUAGGACGCACCUCAUUUUUUGGGGGAGGAAAUGAAUAAAAAAUUAUUCCCCCAGCCACGGGGCUGGGGUGGGGGAAGCCCGAGCUUCCCCCGACCCCAGCCCCCAGAACAGGCUGCUAUCCGCAAGCCUUGCGAGCCCGGAGGAACUCCCGCCGGGCGCGCAAGGGUUGCGGAUAGCUUCCUGAAACCUGGAGAGCGAGAGGGGUCGGUGCGCACUGACGCCUCUCGCUCUCCAGGCUUCAGCGAAAGCCUGCAUUCGCCCCCUAGGACGCACACACAUUUCCCCUUCAUUUUAGGAGGGGAAAAAGUGCGUCCUAUAGGGCAAAAAAUACGGUAUAUAUUCACUAACAGUUAUUAGCCGGCGUGCCGCAUUUGCAAGUUUGUAGAUUGUUAGCUUUUGCAACACAGAGGCUUGUAUUCAUUUAAAUCUAGCCAGUGCCAGGAAAAGGUCUGCUGUGCUUCAUCCCUGGUAGAUUUCACAUGGUUAAAUUUAGCAUUAUUAUCCGCCUUGUGGCGAUCGGUCAACAGGGAGGCAAGUUUGCAAAGCGAAGCGAAUAAAAUGUAAAAGAAAUACAGAGAACCGGCAACUUGAAAACCUGCAAAUGUGUUUAUUGAUGUGCCCCCCCCCCUUUUAAGUGACAAACUCCUCAACACAGCCCCCCCCCCCCAGUGGUUGCCACCUCUAAGAAGAACGCCUGCGUCUCUCUGGUGUUUUCGUUCCUCUACAAGGUCGUUCAGGUAAGUGUGACAAUUACUGUGUUCCUGCAGAUGUACUGAGUCAGAGAUGCUGAGGCCCUGAGGGUUUUCCCCCAUGUGGAUUUUGUCAUGCCCUUGGGCGAAGUAGCCUAAUACAGUGGUCCCUUGGUUCUCAACCUAAACACUGCAAACCCGGAAGUAGCUGCUCCGGUUGGCGAACUUCCUUCGGAAGCUGAAAGUGCUCCGUUUUGAGUGCCACACUUCCGUUUUGAGUGUUACACUGAGGUCUGUCUGUUUUUGCUAUUUAUUUUGCAUUUUUGCGGCUCUUUUUGUUUUGUUUUUGUGAUUGUGUGGAACCCAGUUCAGCUACUGAUUGAUUGAUUGAUUGUGUGACUGCACAAUCAGUACGUCGUUUAUUGCUUUCAUUUUAUGGAUCAGUGGUCUCGUUAGAUAGUAGAAUUCAUGUUGAACGGCUGUUUUAGGGGUUGUUUUUAAAAGUCUGGAACGGAUUGAUCCGUUUUGCAUGACUUUCUAUGGGAAAGCAUGCCUUGGUUUUGGAACGCUUUGGUUUUGGAACGGAAUUUCCGGAACGGAUUAAGUCUGAGAACCAAGAUACCACUGUACAGGAUUGAAUCAACGGCGCUGGAGGCAUCUGGGGAUGGUUGACAAAUGCAUUCCCCACCUUUCCAGCAUUAGCAGUUUCAAAGGUUGUGAACAACCUUUUUUUUAUUUGAGGAGACCUGCUACCUGCCACUUUAACACUUGGUCCUGGGUGACCUUGUGCUUUUUCUUGACCGUUUCAGGUGUUUUCCGAGUAUUUCAAAGAGCUGGAGGAAGAGAGCAUCCGAGACAACUUUGUGAUCAUUUACGAACUCUUAGACGAGCUGAUGGAUUUCGGAUACCCGCAGACCACAGACAGCAAGAUUUUACAAGAGUAAGUGUCUGGGCUGAAUCUUCGAGAGAAGCAGCCCGAGACUCAAAAUUGGCUGCUGAAAUCUUGGCAGGACAAGGAGAGAGUUGCUGCUGACGGGUGACGGGCCUUUCCUGCUGUGGCUCCCCGCUUGCAAAUGUCUGAGCUCAGGAGCUGCUGCUGUGUAGACUGAGUCUAGAGACACAAGUUGGGGUUUGAGGGAGAAGAGAUCGGUGGUGUUUACCUCUGUCUGGCCUGGUUGGACCAGGCUUAAAUCUCUUCAUCAUUUUCCAGCUAGAUGGGGAAUUGUUUUAAGCAUGUCUCUGGGGCGGAAAGGUGCAGAGCGUUGCGUUUUGACUUCCUGCCUGUGUUUUCGGAAAGGUACAUAACCCAAGAAGGUCACAAGCUGGAAACGGGAGCGCCGCGCCCCCCGGCCACCGUUACCAAUGCCGUGUCUUGGCGUUCGGAAGGGAUCAAGUACCGGAAAAACGAGGUCUUCCUGGACGUCAUCGAAUCGGUGAACCUCCUGGUGAGCACGCUUUUCUACUUAACCAGCUUUCGGAGGAAGGUCCCUUAGGCUUGUAGGGCGUGGACCCAUUGCGCUGGGGGCAGCGUUACAAGAGGGCCCUCCCCGGGAGGACGUGCAAACCCCACGGCCUGCACAAAGAUGACCAGAGUCCACUGCCCUCAGCUCCAUCGCCAAAUCUCCCUCCCUUCUAAGAACAGUGUUUGAAAUUAGGCACCAUCACUAUCGUCUGCUUGACGACCAAGAGAAGAUGCCUGCAACCUGGCCUGUUUUUGCAUGCUUAACGCCCCCCUCCUGUAGAAUUCUGCCCGCUAUAUUUUGGCUGCAGCGCCGGGAUCAAUUCCGGGAAGCGAAAUGCUUUUCCUGCGCAGCCUGAGCUUGCAAGUCCGAUAAUGUCAACCGCGAGAUGGUUGAAGGACGCGGAAACCCUCCGAUCCGGUGGCCUGGAAGCUACCCACUUGACCUCCGCGUCUUGGGGUGGGGGCUGGAGAGCUUCCUCGCGUCUGUUCUUGCCUCCGCACACUCACUUGAUCUGUCUAUACCCCUCGGCCGUUGUCUGAGCCGUCGUCAUCAGCCGGCAGGCCUCAAAAAGUGGCCUCCUGCGGCUGGUCGGUGCCUUGUCGGUCCUUGUCCAGUGACCCCCCUCCCUCCCGUCCCAGGUGAGCGCCAACGGGAACGUUCUGCGCAGCGAGAUCGUGGGCUCCAUCAAAAUGAGGGUUUUCCUCUCCGGGAUGCCAGAGCUCCGCCUGGGCUUAAACGACAAAGUCCUCUUCGACAACACUGGCCGUGAGUAUGUCUGCGGCGGCUCCCAAAACGUUUCGGGCUCUUUCCUUGCCUCUUUGAAGAACUCGCCCAUUGCGCGGUGAGAGAUGGGUCAGGCUAGGGGCGUCUUUUCAACUCCAGGGGUGCCUUAGUUCUCAAACACAGAAAACCCGGAAGUGAGUGUUCUGGUUUUCGAACGUUUUUUGGAAGCCGAACGUCCGCUGCGGCUGUUGGCUCUUGUUUCCGGGGCGCCUGCACCAGUCAGUAGCCGCAUCUUGGUUUUCCAAACAUUUCAGAAGUCAAACGGAUUUCCGGAAUGGAUUAAGUUUGGCGCUUUUGUUUUUGCUCUUUAUUUUGCGUUUUUGUUUCUCAGACUUUUUCGGUUCAUUUGUUUUUGUGACUUUGCGGAAACCAAUUCAGUUACCGAUUGAUUAGUUGUGUGACUGCGGAAAUGGAUAAAAGCCCCCCAUCCAAACAAUGACCGUCAUCAGUGCGGGGAAGAAAAAAAUAACAAUUUUAAUUGCUUUCAUCUACAAUACUGUCUUCUUUAUUUUAUAGUACAGUACGUUGUUUAUUGCUUUCAUUUUAUGGAUCAAUGGUCUCGAUAGAUAGUAAAAUUCACGUUAAAUGGCUGUUUUAGGGGUUGUUUUUAAAAGUCUUGAACGGAUUGAUCCAUUUUGCAUGACUUUCUAUGGGAAAGCAGUGCGCCUUGGUUUUGGAACGGAUUUCCGGAAUGGAUUAAGUUUGAGAACCAAGGGGGGUGUUUGUGCGUGUGAGUAGGAAAACAGAUUCUCCCUUGCAUUUGCAGGGCCACUUGUCUCUCCGUAGCCUCCCUCCUUAUUCCCAAAUCAUCGCCAGUUCUCCUUCCUGGACAGUUAGGGCCAUGUCAGGGCAAAAUAACAGCAGGCUCUUUUCAUUUUAAUCUUCUUCUUCUUCUCCUUCUUCUUCUUCUUCUCCCACCAGGAGGCAAAAGCAAAUCUGUGGAACUGGAGGAUGUGAAGUUCCACCAGUGCGUCCGUCUCUCUCGCUUCGAAAACGACAGGACUAUUUCGUUCAUCCCGCCCGAUGGGGAGUUUGAGCUCAUGUCUUAUCGCCUGAACACUCACGUGAGUCUGCAUUGAUCCGAGGGCAGGAGCAAACCCCCUCCUUAUGCCUCCUCGCCCCCCCCCUUUCUGUUGCUUUCUUCUUCCCUUCAGUCUAGCCUGGUGUUUUCCAAACUUGGGUCUCCAGCUUCUUUGGGACAACAGUUUGGCCCAGUAUACCUGAAGAAGCGUCUCCACCCCCAUUGUUCAGCCCGGAAACCAGGGUCCAUCUCCUGAGGGCCCCAUGGUGGUUCCCUCCCUGGAAGAAGUGAGGUUACAGGGAACCAGGCAGAGGGUCUUCUCAGUGGUGGCGCCCACCCUGUGGAACGCCCUCCUGCCAGAUGUCAAGGAGAUAAACAACGAUCUGACUUUUAGUAGACAUCUGAAGGCAGCCCUAUUUAGGGAAGCUUUUAAUGUCUGAUGUUUUAUUGUGCUUUUAAUAUUCUGUUGGGAGCCGCCCGGAGUGGCUGGGGAAGCCCAGCCAGAUGGGCAGCGUAUAAAUAAUAAAUUCUUAUUGUUAUUAUUAUGCUAGACCUUCCAUGCAAAGUCUUCUCCCAAAUUAUUGGCUUGGUUGCCAGCCCAGAGAGUGACUCUCUUCUCCACAGCCACUGUGUCCGGGGGCUUUCCUGCUUUCCACUCGCAGUACCUAUCCUGACUCAGCAGGCUCCUGACACCCCUUUUCUCUCUUCGCCCGCAGGUGAAACCCCUGAUCUGGAUCGAGUCGGUCAUAGAAAAGCAUUCCCACAGCCGCAUAGAGUAUAUGAUCAAGGUGAGCGGGACCCUCCCUCUGUUUCUUUUGGGGUGACUGGAAGCAGCGGCGUAGCGUGGGUUGUCAGCCCCUGGGGCAAGGCAAGUAAUUUGCGCCCCCUAACCUGCCGCCGCUGCCAGCUUCUUCUUGCUGCUGCCUGGUCUGGUCUGGUGUGGUUCUCUCCCGCGCUCAGCGCUGCGCUGGGCGGCCGCUGCACUGUCCCUCCCCCAGAUAGUCCCUCGCUCUCUCUCCGCACCGCACGCCUGGCACCCACCCCUCCACAGUGGGCGGCGACCCAGCGGCUCGGAUCGGAUUCACACAGCCAGCACUGCAGUGAGAGAGAGUGAGUGAGCCAGGUAGGGGCAGAGAGCUGCGAGUGCGAGCGCCCCCCCCCCCCAGAUGUUGCGGCCGGCACCCCCUGCACCCCCCACGCUACGCCACUGACUGGAAGUCACAACAGAAGCUCUGUUGUAAUAAUUCAAUUCACCCUUUGUAAGUUGCAUUACUCUUUGGGUUUUUUUUGGUUGGCAGUAAUUUUUCUUUCCGAAACUAAUAAAGCAAUAUGGGGGAUGGGGAGGACAGACAAAAAACGAGACACCUGUUUCUCCUUUGUGCUGGUCUCUUUCUUAGGCCAAGAGCCAGUUCAAGCGCAGGUCGACAGCCAACAAUGUGGAGAUCCACAUCCCUGUCCCGAAUGACGCAGAUUCGCCAAAGUUCAAAACCACCGUUGGGAGCGUGAAGUGGGUGCCCGAGAACAGCGCCAUCGUCUGGUCGGUCAAGUCUUUCCCGGUAAGCCUGUCUGGGAUUUUGGGGUGCUGGGCUGGAUUUAGGUUUGAUGAGGCCCUCAGCUCCUGAAGGUAAUGGGGCCCUUUAUAUGUCUGGCUGUCCUUUGUCAACAACAAAUUGCCGCUGUUUUUGGUGUUGAAUGUAUGCUAUAUGGUCAUUGAUGGACCUAAUAGGUAUCUCAAGCCAUUUGCACAUGUUGCCCUGCAACAUGCAGUCCAUGCAGAAUGUAGGCACCCUAUAUAUAGAAAGGAGCAAACCAGGGGUAUUUUAGGGCAUAGCUGUCAACUUUCCCCUUUUCUUGCGAGGAAUCCUAUUCGGAACAAGGGAAUUUCCCUUUAAAAAAGGGAAAAGUUGACAGCUAUGUUUUAGGGAGCAGGCUAGCAGGCGGGGCCCUUGACUUACCUCCUAGGAGCCCACACAACACAAAACACUCUUGCUGGAUGUAGGUUUUAUUUUAUUUGUUUUUUAUCUCAUAUUUUGGAAAUGGCCAUCCAGUUUUUUCCCCUUUAAUUUUUUUGUGGCCUCCAAGAGAGUGGGGCCCUAAGCUAUAGCUUAUUUAGCUUAGACGUAAAUAUGGCACUGUUGGGGUGUCUGGAAAGAGGGGAACCCCUGACCCCAGAGAGAAGAUCUAGUCGGUUUGGGGAUCUGACUGUGGCCACUUUUGGAACAGCGGCUCCAGCCCUCGCUUGGCCCCCAUUUAGCACCUCUGAAUGUUGCGAGACACUUGUGGGAGAGCUGAGAGUUUGUUUGGGCCCUGGGUGAGAACCUGGAGGCCAAGAUGGAGGGCAUGACAGAAGGCAGAUGAACUGAUACUAAUUUUUAUAUAUACUGUAUAUACAGUGGUGCCUCAGAAGUCGAACGGAAUCCAUUCUGUUCGACUUCCAAAACAUUUGAGAAACCAGGCGCGGCUUCCAAUUGGCUGCAGGGAGCUCUAGCCGUGGAACCUGUGUCGGAUGUUUGAGUUUGCCUUGCUCGACUGGGAACAGGGAAUUCUGAGGAUCUUGUGGUCAGGAAGGAAGGGAGAAGGCAGCCUUCCCAGCCUAGCCUGGCUCUCCCCAUCCUCUGAGGGGGCUUAUAAAUGGUUCCAGCAGAAUUCAGGGAGGGGAGCUAUGAGCCCUGACUUUCUGCCUUUCCCCGCAGGGAGGGAAGGAGUACUUGAUGCGAGCUCAUUUUGGACUCCCCAGCGUGGAAGCAGAGGACAAAGAGGGGAAGCCACCCAUCAGCGUUAAGUUCGAAAUCCCGUAUUUCACCACUUCCGGCAUCCAGGUGAUAAGCUCUUGGCUGUUGGGGGGAUGGGACGGGGGGGGGGCUGGGGUUGUCCGCUGCGAAGACGGGGGGGCUGGGCUGGACUAAGCAAGCCGACCCUCCAAUCCCGCAGUUUCUUACUUUGGCUGUCAUGCUCCCUAAUUCUACAAAGUUCUGUUAAUUUACGCAACCAUCAAUAGGAACGCUUUUACCUGGCGUAUAAUGAAGGCGCCAGGCGAACUUCCCUGGGGAGAGCAUUCCACAAACGGAGCCACUGCAGAGAAGGCCCCGCACUCGUGUUGCCACCAUAGCUGUCAAGCGUCCCUUAUUUGGUGGGAAACUCCCUUAUCCCAGCGCCAUGUCCCGCUGCUGUCCCUUAUCAAUGAUGUCCCUUCAAUUUCCCGGGUUUCAAAGGAAGCAGCUCCUCUCCCUCCCUCCCUGCCGGCCAGGGAGGAGGGAGGCUCCAACUGGGUUGCUUGGCUGCGUUGCUCACCCAAUAAGGAGUCUAAGAACGACUGGGGGGUGGAGCUUGCAUGCCUUGUGCCGAUCAAAUCGGCCGCCUUGCCUGGGGACUCGCCUUUGCUCAGCGCUUCCCAGCGGAGAGGUGACGGUGCUUUCCCUUGCUGCAUCCCCUUUGCCGGGUUGCUGCGCUGUGGGAACCACCGCUUGAGGCUUCGUUUGGCUGCUGGCUGGGCUUUCUGCCUUUGGCUCGGAAGGGCUCAGAAUUUGAACAUACCUGUGCUUGGAAAAUCCCUUAUUUUGGCUGCUGGUCCCUUAUUUUCGAGGCUGCUGGUCUCUUAUUAUCAAAUCUGUAAGUUGACAGCUAUAGUUGCCAUCCUCUGCAGCUCUUGAGGAGGCGCACGAAGGAGGGCCUCGGAAGACGAUCUCAGGGUCCAGGUAGGUUCAUAUGGAGAGAGGAAGUGACUCGCUCUGCUUUUCUCCCUCCCUGCGCAGGUACGCUACUUGAAGAUAAUUGAGAAGAGCGGCUACCAGGCCCUGCCUUGGGUCCGCUACAUCACUCAGAACGGAGGUAGGUGGAGAGGCGCAUGUUCUUCCCCCUCCUGGCUCCUGGAAAAGGGGUAGUGGUCUGGGGCGGGGCUUGCCUUGUUGAUGUUGCAAAUGCAUGUGUGAACAGCAGCGGGGAACAGGAGGGUCUGGGUUUGCGAAGCAGCAGGAGUAGGGGCUCAACUUACAGUAAUGUGAUAAUAAAUGAAAAGAUUUAAGGAUGUUAAUGUUUAAGUUAAAUUUAUAAGAACUUUGAUUUGGAAAACGGUUAAAAGGAUGUACAUUGAAAUUCAACCAAGGGGAAGUGAGGAAGUCACUUAGCAAUGUUAAUAAGUGUAAUUUUAAUAAGGUUAUGAUUUAUGUUUGUUUGUUCAUUUGUUUGUUUGCUUAUAAUUUUGUGAAAAUCAUUUUUAAAAAUUUGGAAUAAAAUAUGAUAAUGUGUUAAUAAUUUAUUAUUUAUACCCCGCCCAUCCGGCUGGGUUUCAGUUUUGCCAUUUUGGCAUAACCCAACAGUUUAAUUUGCCAUUCUUCUCUGGCAAGUUUUCCAAAUUUUUAAACAAAUUAACAACAAAUCAAUUUGGAUUCAGCACCAGUUUAAAAAUGGACUUCUCGCCUUGCCUCCCUCCCUCCUUUGCUCCUCUCAGUAAAACACUUCCUCCUAGUUUCUAAACGUCUCCCGUCCUUUCCUGUUCCUCUGCCCUAGAUUAUCAACUCCGGACACAGUGAGGGCCGUCUGAACAGCCACGACCGAGGAAACGGCGCAUCUUCCAGUUCAGAAACGCGUUUGGUGCUCGGAAGGUGGUUCUCGGGGGGUGGGGAAGGUUUGGCCGGCUGGAAGCGGGACCCAGCCUGAGUCCCCAAUCCGGCAGCCUUCGGCACCGACCUUGUGAAUGUGUGUGUGUUUCUCUUGUUCAGUGUUAAUCACGUUAGGAGUUAGCUGUUGCCCUGAGAUAGAGCCGACCUCAGGAAAAACCUGGCCAGUCUUAUUUCCGCGCUUCAGAAGCCUGAGCGUUUAUGAUCCGCUUUCCGGAGCUGCUUCCGAGUAUUAGCCAAGCCCUUCUUGCCAGACAAACCCUUGCUUGACCUCUGCGGACGCCCCUCAAAGCCCCCACACUUAUUAGCGCAGGCCUGUUUUGCCGACAUUCGGAACGGAGACUCCGGACGACGCAUCGCUCACAGAAAACCUGCUCUCUCUCUCUCCUUCCCAUGAAGGCAGGGAAUUCAGAGCGGGUGGACUGAGCAAAUUUACACCAAUUCUGGAGCCGAGGGGGAAGAACCGAUUUCUGCAGUUUUCACAAGCAGCAGCCGAGCUGGAAAAUCCAUGCCUGGAUCACGCCGGGCUGCUCCUUCGUGGCAGAAAAGUCCCUGCAUCUGGAAAAUUAGCCUCAUUUUCGCGUGCGAGGAAGCUUCCUCUCCAUGUUUUGCCAUGAUGUCUGACGCUGCUUUUGAAAAGACAGCAAUUGGGUCUCCCAGCAGAAGAAAACAUGUGCACAGUGUUCUUGUGAGUGUCUGGCUUCAAACGGUGUGUGUAGAAAAUUGGAUGGAUGUCGAUGCUUUUCUUCCUCUUCCUGCUCCUCCUCAAGCUCCACCUGCUCCUGAGCAAUUUGCCUUUACUCAGUGACCAGUCGGGCUUUGCUGUUUAGGAAGCACAUCUCCCCCCCCUCCCCAUGUCAGUGUUCCCUUUCUGUCUUUCGUUCCGCCUCCUUCCCUUCCCUGGAACUCUGGCUCGAAACGUCUGCAGUGCCGGUAAUCCAGUGUUCAAGUCUGCCUUUCCCAAGAGUAAACAAAGCCAAGAUUGGGAUCUCCUCGCCUUCCUUUAGGCAGCUUUAAAGGGCCCUGCUGGAGCCACAGGAAAAGAUCCAUUGUGGCUCUUGCUGCGGAAACGGGGACCCCCCGUGGUUGCGUGUAAAGGUUUUCUUCGACAUUUUGGCUCGGGGUGACGUUUGGGGCCGGGUUAGCGCUACCUGCUGAAGCCAGGUUGAAGACACGGGACCACCGCCACCCCCUUCUCGCCCCCAGCCGUCGGAACCACCACCAAGCAAGCAAACCACCGUUCCUGCCGAAGAGGCCAUUGUUCACUUGUUGCCGAAAAGUCUGUUUCAAAUAAAUUGAGCUUCUGUUGAUCAGUAUUUGAGCUGGAAA
Molecule: messenger RNA, 12181 nt
Organism: Podarcis lilfordi (Lilford's wall lizard)
Lineage: Eukaryota; Metazoa; Chordata; Lepidosauria; Squamata; Lacertidae
Source: the annotation of a GenBank genome assembly